UAAACCACCAUAGGUACUACAAAAUCAUGCCCUCAUCACCAACAAAAUCACAAAGAUCAGUCCUUUUUAAGGUAACUGUCCCAUCAAGGAUAGAAAAUAUUUAUCAAACCAGUGAAAAAACCAAACAAAUUACAACUGAUCAACAAGAACCUGGUGGUGUCCGUAGUUCAAAGCGCUGCAUAACAAAGACAACAAAGGAAGCAGAUAAUUCCAGUGACAAUGCAAUGUAUCAUGAGUUGAGGAAAUCUGAUUUAAGGUACAAGAUCCAGAGCAAACAUAGGUCAGACCGAACCAUUCAAGCUGUUGAAACCAUUUGUGAGUUUGGAAACAUGAAAAGUGAUAUCAAAGCUGCUCCUAAUGUUUUGGAGUCAUUGAGGAAUUCUUCUCAUGGCAGAGUACCCUACAACAGAAAACAUGUACUGUCUGAGGAAGAGCUCCCUCCAGUUAAUCAGCUUUCUUCAGUCAAUAAAAAAGCUAUUGAUAGAGUGUGUGACCAGUCUCCUGACAUACAUGCUUAUAGAUCAAAAACUAGAGGAAGAGUUCCUUUGAGAAGUCCCAAAGAGACAGAAGAAAUCAUAGAAACGACUUCGUAUCUUGACCAAUCAUUUGAAACUAAUCUCAACAAAUCACUGGCAGUCAUUGAAUCACUGGAAUCACUUAAUGAUUCUAUGUCCUUACUGGAGAUAGAGCAGAAAAACAAGAAAGCUGGUGUGGAUUACAUUGAACGGGAGAAGAAAAAACAAGAUGAAUUCUUCAAAAGAUCUGCCCAGCUUUCCCAAGAGAGUUAUGAACAAUGGUCUGAAAGAUCGAGAGCAAAAAUUCAACAACAAGUAAAGGAGCUGAGAGAUCGGAAAUCUCAAAAGGACAAUUCCAUAGAGUCUGAGUACCGAAAACAGCAGGAAUUCUUCCAAAAGAAAUUUGAAGAGGAUCAGGCAAAUAUCAAAAGAGUUGAAGUUGAAGAAGAGGCAGAGAAUCAGCGUCAGCUAAGUAGCAGUUGGAACAACAUUUCUAACUACGAGCUCAGCACAUUAGAAAUAGUAACUGUCGCUCAAAAGUGUGUCCCUGAUCCAAAAGUGGAUCCAGAGAUUGAGGCUUUAUUGAGUAUGAUUGACAAACAAAGUAAAGCCAUGUCAGCCCUUAAAUUGGCUGUUGGACAACUUUACAAGGAAGGCAAACUUAACCCACUGACGUCAACUAAAUUUGAGCAAGAGUGCGGAGCAGUCUAUGGUCACGUGAUAAACGCAGUGAAGCAGCUGAACACUGCCAUAAAGAGGGUAAACGAGGAGCAGGCAGCGAAGAUGCUAGCUCAGGAGGAAGCGAAGAAGAAAGAGGAGGAAGAGCGAGGGAAGCAGGCACAAGCAGCUGCAGCACAGCAACCACCACCAGAAGCCGUUGUAGCGCAGCAACCACUUGCAUCCCAGCAACCUCUACCUCCCCCUGUAGCUACGCAACAGCAACCUUCUGCAGGCCCCGUUCAAUCUAAAGUAUCAACAGAUUCCAUAAUAAGUGGAAACAUCAUCAGCAGCACUGCCUUCAGCGAGUAUCAGAAAAUUGACAAACAACUUAAGGAGUUGGAACUAGGAAUCCAAAAGUUUGUAGUCGACAAGAACACAGACUGUGCUAAGAUGAGAUCAGCUCUGAAGCUAAUAACCGUCACUCCUAUCAACAGUAUUAGUGCCAGCAGCAACGAUCAUAUGGCUAACAAGGUGAAAGAGCUGGUACACAUUUUAGAUGGGAAGGAAACUACCCGGGGACAAAAGAGAAUCAACCCUGGUAUCAACAAUCUCACUCUCAACUACUGCUUCAACGUUGCUGCUUCUAAAUUUGUCGAUCAAGCCUGCGAACAAGUAGCGUUCAGUGACAACCUCGUACCUGCAUUCAGUAUUGCUGCUGUGAGUACAG
This is a messenger RNA of Bolinopsis microptera, 1902 nucleotides long. RefSeq names its product mRNA export factor Gle1-like. The record is from RefSeq and is a predicted model, not a curated record. The transcript has 11 exons. NCBI's taxonomy places the organism in Eukaryota, Metazoa, Ctenophora, Tentaculata, Lobata, Bolinopsidae. Gene Ontology annotation, biological process: poly(A)+ mRNA export from nucleus. Gene Ontology annotation, cellular component: nuclear pore cytoplasmic filaments; cytoplasm; nuclear pore. The annotation marks the transcript as partial. Gene Ontology annotation, molecular function: translation initiation factor binding; phospholipid binding; inositol hexakisphosphate binding.